Messenger RNA from Aspergillus japonicus CBS 114.51, 646 nucleotides. Its product is annotated as thioredoxin family protein. Lineage: Eukaryota; Fungi; Ascomycota; Eurotiomycetes; Eurotiales; Aspergillaceae. The record is from RefSeq and is a predicted model, not a curated record. Gene Ontology annotation, molecular function: protein-disulfide reductase activity. Bases 110 to 442 code for a protein of 110 amino acids. The transcript has 2 exons.
CACUUUCCUGCGUUCCAACUUCGUCCAGCGCUUCCCUGCCGCGAAUCCUCUAAGCCGCCGCUCUUUCUCUCAAUCUCACUCCGUCAAAUUCAACCCCACACAAUCCAACAUGUCUGACCACGGCAAGGUUUACGAGAUCAAGUCCACUGAGGAAUUCAGAGAGAAGGUCACCAACUCCCAGGACGCCAUUGUUCUCGACUGCUUCGCCACGUGGUGCGGUCCUUGCAAGGCCAUCGCCCCCAAGGUCGCCCAGUUCAGCGAACAAUACCCCCAGGCCAAGUUCUACUUGAUCGACGUCGACGAGCUUUCCGAGGUUGCUGCCGAGCUCGGUGUCCGCGCCAUGCCCACCUUCAUGCUGUUCAAGGGCGGCGAGAAGGUCAAGGACGUCGUCGGUGCCAACCCCCCCGCUCUUGAGGCCGGUAUCAAGGCUCUCCUCGCAUAAAUUCGUUCGAAUGUGUGGCGAAGGAUGGUUUUAUUUUUCUAGUGUAUGAAAUGACAAACGUUUGAACAAUUUAUACUUCCCUGACUGUAGGCUGCUAUGGGUGCAGCUGACGAGGCUGGGUAUUUUCCAUGGCCGGCGAUAGGGACGGACUUUAGACGGUUUUCUUGCCUUCGCUCGAAUACUACGUGCCUCCUGAAUGCCUCA